AUGAUUGACAUCAUUUUUUCAAACCCAAAGUACAAAAAGGAUAAGUUUGUGAGCUUACUUAAAGACUUUGUUGAGUCUGAAUUUUUUUUAAUUGAUGGGUUAUUUAUCACUUGCUUUCUCAAUGUGAACUUAAAAGGAGGACAAACUCUUCACUUCUACUACAUAGUGGAACAAUUUCUGUCUGAUUUCAUUCAAAAAGAAGCCAGAUUUGUAAUUGUCUUUUUUAAGGAUGUAGAAAAUAUGUAUUUUAAUUGUGCUGAAAUUUUUGCCCUUCGUACCACCUUAAUCCAACAUUUAGAACACAAUACUCAUGUUCAGAUUCACACGGAAUUUUCCAAUUGCUUGUCUCUGGAAUGGGAGAUGUUUCUUAAAGAAUGUUAUCCAUAUUUCCUAAUUAUCACAGAUAAAGGAUUAACAUCUCGUCACACAGACUUUUUAAACAUUUUUAUCAUUCAUGCUCUUCAGAAGAAAAUCAAUAUUGUACUGUCUUUGGGACAAAACACUGAUGUUCUUAGAAUUCAUGGCUACUAUGCCCCAAGUGUGUAUUUACACAAGCAGUUUUUUGAAAAGGCUUUGCCAUUCUCAAGAAGAUCUAAUAUCACUAAAUCAAAAAAAAUUAUUGAAGAAAAUCAAAAAAGACAGCUAGCUAAACUAGAAAAAAGGGAGGAAGAAAGAUGAAAUAACUUGUCCCUGUCCAUUGAAAAGGAAAUCAAAGGGGAUCCUAAUUCUGGAAUGCAAAGACUAGAAGAUUUUCUCCAAAGAUGCCCUGUUAAGUCCGUAAAAUUUAUUGCUGAAAUGGUAGGAUUGGAGGCCUGUUUCAGAUCAUGGGUGGAAUACUGUCUAAAGUCAGAAGCAGAAACUAAAGAUGUAAACAUAAUAAUUCAGAUGAUGAAAAGGAUUCACGUAAUCUAUGAUAAAUACUCAGAACUAUUACAAAAUUCACAUCAACAAAAAUUAGCUAAAUAUUUAAAAUAUAUCAGAUUUGACAACUUGGCACACUCAUUUUGUCCUCAGGUAAAGGAGUCAGGUAUUGAGAAGGAUAUUUCUAAAUACUCAGUUUGCAUGGGAGCAGCACGGUUUCAGUUAACGCACAUGGGCCGGUACUUAUUUCGAGGAGAAAGAAGUGAUCCUGAUCCCAGGGUGCAUCAUUUCAUACCAGACACAUGGCAGAGGGAACUUCUUGAUGUUGUAGAUAACAAUGAAUCUGCUGUGAUUGUUGCUCCAACUUCAUCAGGGAAAACCUAUGCUUCUUCGUACUGCAUGGAGAAAAUACUGAGAGAGAGCGAUGAAGGGGUGGUGGUAUAUGUUUCUCCAACAAAGGCACUUGUUAAUCAAGUGGUGGGAACUGUCUGCAAUUUAUUUAACAAAACACUGCCAAAAGGCUUAGUGCUGUGUGGGGUAUUUACAAGAGAUUACCGUCAUGACACCUUGAAUUGUCAGAUAUUGGUGACAGUCCCUCAGUGUUUGGAAAUGCUUUUGCUAUCACCUCAUGCACAAAAGUGGGUGAAAAGGAUUAGAUAUGUCAUAUUUGAUGAGGUUCACUGUCUUGGGGGAGAAGUGGGAGCAGAAGUUUGGGAACAUCUUCUUGUUAUGAUUCGGUGUCCCUUUUUGGCACUUUCUGCUACUAUCAGUAAUCCUGAAGAUCUUACUGAAUGGUCGGUGCUGAUUAAAAGAUACUGGCGAGAUGUUGAGAGCACAAUGGAAAAUUCUGGUGCAUCACAAAACGCCUUGAAAGGUUCAAAGAAACAAGAAAGCAAAUGGAGAGAAAAGCCAUCUUACUGAGUUAGAUUGGUACGUUACAAAGAGCAAUACAAUGAUCUAGAAAAGCAUGUGUGUUCCAUAAAGGAUAAUGUUUGUCAUUGAAAUUAUCACCCUUGUGGCGCACUAACAGUCAAUCACAUAAAGAAAUAUGGAAUCCCUUUAGACCUUGGAUUUUCUCCUCGAGAAAGCAUUCUGCUUUAUGAUGCUAUGGUACAUAUUUGGCCAGAAUGGUCAAGAAUGCAGGUGGAUCAGUUCGUGAAGUACCUUAAGCCUCAAACUUUUGACAGUGCAGAAUCUGAAAAGCGAAGAACGUUUCCCUGUUUUGUGGAAAAACUUAAACAAAUGGAUAGACUGCCCGCAAUAUUUUUUUCUUUUUUAAAUUCAGAUUCAAAUGCUAGAAUUCAAAGAAUUAUUUUACGCAUGGCUGAAAUAAGUGAGAUAAAGAAAAAUCUCAAGAAACAUACAAAAGUUUCUCCAGAUUGUACGUAUACUGAUCGUACAGGUGUGGAUGACCAGACUUUAAGGAAGAUCUUACACAGAAUUAGAGGAACAAGACUAUACUGCAAACUGUGCAAUCUGUUACAGAGGGGCAUUGGAUAUCAUCAUGGCUCAAUGGAAUAUAAAGAAAAACAAGUUGUGGAGAUGCUUUUCAGAAUGGUGCAUGUGAAGGUGGUAACAGCUACCUCAUCCCUUGCUGUGGGGAUUAAUAUGCCAUGUAAAUCUGUUGUUUUUACAGAAGAUUCUGUUUAUUUGGAUGCCUUGAACUUUCAACAGAUGUCUGGUCGUGCAGGGAGACGUGGAGAAGAUCCUAUAGGAAAUGUGUUCUUUUAUGACAUCCCGUUACCCAAGGCAGAAAGGCUCUUGAAGUCGAACGUGCCUGAACUGAAGGGUCAGUUUCCUCUGAGCAUAUCCCUGAUUCUCAGACUUAUGCUGUUAGUUGGCAAAGCAGAUGACAAAGAGGAUGCGAAAGCUAAGGCAUUAUCAGUGCUACAACAUUCAUUGAUGUCCUUCAAGCAACCAAGAAUCAAGUGUGUGUUAAAAUUUUACUUUAUAUAUUCUUUGCAAUUUUUGGCCGCAGAGUUGGUUUUGUGGGGAUACCUGGAUGAGGACUGUAUUCCCAGGGGAUAUUCUGGACUUGUGUGCCAUUUGCACUACUGUGAACCUGCAAAUUUUGUUUUAGUAAGCUUCCUGGGAAAACGUGUAUUCCACAAGCUGUGCAAGCCAAUGAGUAUAAAUGGCCCAAAGAAAUUUUCUGAAGAUGUGAUGGAAACCUUAGUGGUGGUGUUAGCACAUCUCUUUGGAAGACAUUAUUUACCUCCAUGUGUGGAAAAGCGUAAGAAAAAAUUUUCUCCUUCAGUGGUAGUUCUAGAUAAACUUCCCAAGGACUUUGCUGACGUGGCGGAGGAACACAACAAUAGCAUCCACAGGAACUUUGGUUCUUUCCUCCUCACAGUUCCUAAGUUGGCGGACAUGAGAAAAGAAUACCAAUUACCUCUCUCAGAAAUCGACUUUUCAGGUAAAGAAUGUGAAGACUCAGAACUGGUCCCUCAUUUGAUGCCGGGAUCAGAAAGCAGAACUGCUGUCUCCCCAUUUGCAUGCCUGUCCAAUAUUACUGAUCAAGAUUUAUUUGAUAUUAAUGUGGUAAAUGAUUUGAAUAAAUGUGAUAAAAACGGAAGGAAAUGUCCAUUGAAUGGCUAUGCAUUGAGCUUCUACAAACACGGUUCGCUGUUAGCCCUGAGUUUGGAUAACUGGUUAAAUAUGGGAGAUGCUUUUAAUUUAAUCAGAGAUUUUACACUUGUUAUCCAAGCCAUCAGGUACAGUAAACAUUUCCAUAUUUGA
Molecule: messenger RNA, 3600 nt
Organism: Trichechus manatus latirostris (Florida manatee)
Lineage: Eukaryota; Metazoa; Chordata; Mammalia; Sirenia; Trichechidae
Product: probable ATP-dependent RNA helicase DDX60
Cellular component (GO): cytoplasm
Molecular function (GO): ATP binding; nucleic acid binding
Source: RefSeq, a predicted model, not a curated record